Messenger RNA from Cryptomeria japonica (Japanese cedar), 1856 nucleotides. RefSeq lists its product as uncharacterized. The coding region runs from base 264 to 1616 and encodes 450 amino acids. NCBI's taxonomy places the organism in Eukaryota, Viridiplantae, Streptophyta, Pinopsida, Cupressales, Cupressaceae. The transcript is spliced from 10 exons. The record is from RefSeq and is a predicted model, not a curated record.
GCGUUACCCAAGGUAAUCGAUUUUUUUUUUUUUUUGUCUCGUAGCCCGCUGCUCGAAUCCCAUAAGCGGUCGACCAAGGAAUAAACUAUUGAAUUUUCUAUCAGGAACGGGGGCUGAUUAGGGGUUUGGGAAAAUAAACGGGAGAUUCUUUCCCAGUGACUCGCACCCAAUUCAACAUCGUCACUAGAGAUUCAAUUAACAAUUAGAUGGGAUAACAGAAACCGUAAUAUCUGGAUUAUUCGGACCUGAAAAUUUUCCAUCCGAUGGCCUGCAUCAAUACCAUAAUCGCCUCUGCCAAUUUGCUUCCCAUUUCUAACUUUAGAUGCAGAAAUCCAUUAACUACUUCUGGCCGAAUCGCAAUUGGGUCAGUGAAAUUAUCAGCUACAAGAAGUUUUAUAGGAAAUUUGGAUAUUGGUCAAAAUCAACAUAUAUACAAGAAAAGAAAGUAUAAUAAGGACUCACUUGUUUUGGCUAGCACUGAGUCUGCAAAAGAAGAUAAGGAGCCACGGUCAAUUGAGCUCUAUAAUCAGAUUGAAAGGUUGAUUACUAGCACUGCAAGACAAUCCCAGAAUACCUGGGGAAGUACAGGAAAUUGGGAAGAGAUUGAGGGAGCAUGGGUAUUGAGACCAAAUAAAGGCAAUCUAUCUGCAGUGGUUCACUUUGUGGGUGGAAUAUUUGUUGGAGCUGCUCCUCAACUAACUUACCGAUUGUUUUUAGAGCGUCUUUCAGAGAGGGGUUAUCUUGUGAUUGCAACACCAUUUGCUAGUGGAUUUGACCACUUUCGCAUCGCUGAUGAAGUACAAUUUAAAUUUGACCGGUGCUUACGUCUUUUACAAGAUAAUGUGCGCGAUCUUCCAACUUUUGGUGUAGGUCAUUCUUUAGGGACAGUUAUUCACCUUCUGAUUGGGGCUAGGUAUGCUGUGCAGAGAACUGGCAAUGUGUUCAUGUCUUUCAAUAACAAGGAAGCGAGCCUAGCUAUUCCACUCUUUUCUCCUGUGAUUGUACCUAUGGCUCAAAGUUUUGGUCCAAUCCUCAGCCAGCUAACAUCUUCUCCAACAAUCCGUCGUGGGGCAGAGAUAGCUCUCAAACAGUUGGAAAGCCUAAGUCCUCCACUUUUGAAACAAAUCCUCCCAUUAGUUGAACAGCUUCCUCCACUAUAUAUGGAUUUGGUGAAAGGAAGGGAAGAUUUUAUGCCACGUCCUGAUGAAACCCGACGAUUGAUCAAGUCCUAUUAUGGUAUAAAUCGGAAUCUGUUGGUGAAAUUUAAAGAUGACACCAUAGAUGAAACGCCAGUAUUAGCAAAUGUUUUAAGCUUUGAAUCUGCAGUGAGUUCUUGUCUUGACAUGUCUGUUCGUACUCUUCCUGGAGAUCAUGGUGUCCCUUUACAGCAGAUUCUCCCUGAAGUUCCUCCACCUAUGGCUGAUGCAGUAACAAGGGGUGGAGAAAUUCUUGCAAAUUUAGCGGCAGGAACACCUUGGGAAACAGUGGCAAAAGAAGUGAAUACAUCUUUCGGUGCAGAUACUGGCCUUCGUCAACAAAUCAUGCAAGACAUAGAUCAGUUAGUAGAUGAAAUUGCAACUUGGAUGAUGUCUAGCUCUCUUAAAAUUUUACCAUGAAAUUACACAUAUGAUCCCACCAUGAGGACCCUUGAAGUGAUGGCUCAACUCUCCCAUUACUGAGUACCUCUAUAUCAGUAAUGGCAAUGCAAUAUGAAGGACGGCAAUACACUACUUGAACUUCACAUUAGCUUGGAAGAAAUGUUGACGCCAAAUGGGCAAUCCUACUUUGGUAACCUGAAACUGUAUCAAAAUUGUAUGCAUAGUCCCAGAGUAAUUUACAAAUAUCUUGCAUAAGUA